AUGGGAUGCAUUGAUGAUAUUAAGGACAACGUGUCCAAGGCGGUGUUCAGUCCUUCUACUCUGUUAACAGGGCGAGGCGGGCUGCACAUGGCUCAGAUCAUCCUGUCUGUGGUCACAUUUGUCCUGGCUGCCUUCAGAGGAGGGAGCAGCCAUACCUACUGGAACUACGCCAUGUUCACCUGGGCUUUCUGUCCCAUCAUGACCCUCAUCAUCACCAUCAUUGAGAUGUUCAAGCUUGAUAUCGUACUCAAUUUGUUUUGCAUGAACUGGUCGGACUUUACUACAGGGAUGGCCAUGUCCUCUACGCUCAUGACUGUCUCUGUCGCUAUCACCUAUGCCAACUUCUACGCCUGCCUGAAGUGCCCGUAUGGCUGGGUAGUGAGUAUAUUUGCCUUCUUGUGUGGCUUGCUCUACACACUUGAAGUGGUGAAGGACAAAUUCAUGGACAAGAAGAAGGGGAGCUACCUGGCCGCUCUGCCUGGAUUCUGGAAGGUCAUGGAGGCCUUCGUGAGCUGCAUGAUUUUUAUCUCACUGACUGGUUACAGAGACAAGCCAGCUCUGAUCCUGUGUGUGGUAGCAUAUAUUAUUCCUUUCCCCAUCCUGCCUUUAAUCAUAGUCACCAACAUCCUCAAGAAACUGAAGACCUGUUUGCCAUUUAACCUGGACAGGUUUGUGUUUAUAUUCCUGGUGAUCUCUGUUGUUCUGUAUAUAUUUGCUGCUAUUGUGUGGCCCAUUUUUAUGUUCAGGAACAACCCUCGACCCAGUGACUGUCCACCCAGCUUCUGUAUCUGGGCCAUACAGUUUAUGGUUGCAUUUAUGACCUAUGUGAAUCUCAUUCUUUUCACUCUGGAUCUCAUCUUUACCCUGCUCGGUAUCUGUGGCUUUAAACGCACAUAG
Molecule: messenger RNA, 897 nt
Organism: Plectropomus leopardus (leopard coralgrouper)
Lineage: Eukaryota; Metazoa; Chordata; Actinopteri; Perciformes; Serranidae
Product: myeloid-associated differentiation marker-like protein 2
Cellular component (GO): membrane
Source: RefSeq, a predicted model, not a curated record